UGCAGAGGCAUUGCCGUGUUGCGUGAACGUGACAUGGGCUGUAAUGGGGCUGGAGCCAUGUGAUGCUGCACAUUCACUGUAUAGUAAGCAGCGUUUGUAAUCUGUAAUGUGACAGCAUAAUAAAGCCUCUGCUGUACAAGUGAUGCUCGAUGCGGUGCUGUGUCUAUAGCAGCAUGGAGGACGAGAUCCACUUGCCAGCUACCCAGGCAGCUAUACUGGCAUGCUGUGCCCUUGAAGGAGUAAAGGUUUGUGGUGGCCCUUCGCAGCCUGUUCAGCCAGUGGUAAUCCCGAAACCCAUACAGUCAUCUCAGAAUGUCAUAAACACCCCUAUUCAACCAAGCUGCCCGGGAAGAGGUAAAAUGGCCAAACUGUUAAAUCCAGAAGAGAUGACCUCAAGAGAUUACUACUUUGAUUCCUAUGCACACUUCGGAAUCCAUGAGGAAAUGUUGAAAGAUGAAGUGCGCACCCUUACUUAUAGAAAUUCAAUGUACCACAAUAAACACGUGUUUAAGGACAAGGUGGUCUUGGAUGUCGGCAGCGGUACUGGAAUCCUGUCUAUGUUCGCAGCAAAGGCUGGUGCAAAGAAAGUAUACGGGAUUGAAUGUUCCAGCGUUUCAGAUUAUUCAGAGAAAAUUAUCAAGGCCAACCACUUGGACAACAUUAUUACAAUAUUUAGGGGUAAAGUAGAAGAGGUGGAGUUGCCAGUAGACAAAGUGGACAUUAUCAUCACGGAGUGGAUGGGGUACUGUCUGUUCUACGAGUCCAUGCUCAAUACUGUCAUCUUUGCACGGGAUAAGUGGCUGAAACCUGGAGGGCUGAUGUUCCCUGACCGAGCCGCUUUGUACAUCGUCGCCAUCGAAGACAGGCAAUAUAAGGACUUCAAGAUCCACUGGUGGGAGAAUGUCUACGGAUUUGACAUGACGUGCAUUGGAGAUGUGGCCAUAAAGGAGCCGCUUGUGGACAUAGUAGACCCAAAGCAAGUGGUGACCAAUUCCUGUUUGAUAAAGGAAAUUGAUAUAUACACAGUGAAGCCGGAGGAACUGGCAUUUACUGCAGCUUUCUGUCUACAAGUACAGCGGAAUGAUUACAUCCACGCUCUUGUCACCUAUUUCAGCAUUGAGUUUACAAAAUGCCACAAGAAGACUGGAUUUUCUACAGCCCCCGAUGCUCCUUACACGCACUGGAAACAAACAGUCUUCUACCUGGAGGAUUACCUAACAGUACGAAGGGGGGAAGAGCUAUAUGGAAGCAUAUCAAUGAAACCAAACGCUAACAACAUUCGUGAUCUGGAUUUCACAGUAGAACUGGAUUUCAAAGGCCAGCUGUGUGAAGCCUCAAUAUCUCACGACUACAAAAUGCGUUAGGACAACGUCCCAUUAACCCUCUACCUGCCAUACUUGAAGCCACUGGGUUCUUCGGAAGCUGCACGGCGAUGGGAAAGCGAGCCCGUAGCAACGAAGACUAACUGUGCUGGCAACGGAAAAGGGAUGAAACAAAGCGAAUCAAAAAUAAAUUUGACGUAUUUAAGCUGUUGAAGGUAGCUAAUAAAUGAAAUGAGCAACUAUGUUGUGUUUACUGGUUAAUUGUGAUCUGAGAUAGGAAUUGUUGUUUUGGGAACUGAAAGUCUUUGAUUUGUAAAGAAGAUGCU
Messenger RNA from Nanorana parkeri, 1648 nucleotides. RefSeq names its product protein arginine methyltransferase 8 (gene PRMT8). Lineage: Eukaryota; Metazoa; Chordata; Amphibia; Anura; Dicroglossidae. The record is from RefSeq and is a predicted model, not a curated record. Gene Ontology annotation, molecular function: protein-arginine N-methyltransferase activity. Gene Ontology annotation, biological process: peptidyl-arginine methylation. Gene Ontology annotation, cellular component: plasma membrane. Bases 150 to 1364 code for a protein of 404 amino acids. The transcript has 10 exons.